Messenger RNA from Belonocnema kinseyi, 2366 nucleotides. RefSeq names its product sialomucin core protein 24-like. The transcript has 7 exons. NCBI's taxonomy places the organism in Eukaryota, Metazoa, Arthropoda, Insecta, Hymenoptera, Cynipidae. Bases 1364 to 2104 code for a protein of 246 amino acids. Gene Ontology annotation, cellular component: cytoplasmic vesicle. Gene Ontology annotation, molecular function: DNA binding. The record is from RefSeq and is a predicted model, not a curated record.
AUAUUUAUGAAAAUCUCAGUUUAGCUACUAGUGAGACGAGCGAUGAUGAUAGGGACAUCGAUUUUAAUGUAGUUGCUUUUUCGGAUAAAAGCUAUUCGUCCUCCUUGUCUACCGACAUUUAUGAUCAUGACGAUGAUGAUGGUGAUGAUGGCGAUGAUGGUGAUGGUGCUGAUGGUGAUAAUGGUCGCCAUAGAAUCGCAUGUAGCCAGAAUAGAGGAGAGUCCGUGAAUAUGAAAAGGACAUCUCAUCGAAAAAUUACGUUAGACACAUGGAAGUUACGCAUAAGGAUGAGAAAGAAAUUAAAAACAUCCUGCAAUUACCCAAAAAAGGCAAGGAAAGAAGGAAGUCGUUUCAGUCCUUCAGAAAUAAGACAAAUUUUGAUUUGUACAUAACUGGACAUGUCAGACCCAAAAGGCAAUGAAGUAAUGCCAUAUUGAGUGACACCGUAUUGAAAGGCUAUUUGCCGUGCAUAUACUGCAAAGGUACGUUUAAAAGAAGUUACAUCACACGCCACUCUGCUGUAUGCCGUACAAUUGGGUCGAGAACUUGUGAACCGCUUUCAGCGAACCACCGUGGAUGCAUAACUGACUCACAAACAUUAGUGGCUUGCUCAGUAGACCCCACCAAUGUCUUAUGUAGAUUAGAAGUCAAAGAACAGGUUUUCAAUAUCAUGAAAGGAGAUAAAAUAUCAUUCGUUGCGGAAAAAGAUUUAAUUAUCGCAGAGUUUGGAGAAACGUAUAUAAAAAAGCACAAGAAAGAAAGAAAGGAAUAUGCCUGCAGCAGUAGAAUGCGCAAACUUUCUCAGCUGUCGAUUGCCUAUCGUGAAAUUGUCCAUGAUGUCGAUGACAAGAUUUUUUUCAAAGAUCUAAUGAAAUCCAAAAAUAUGGACAAUAUUUUACAUUCCAUUCGAAGAAUUUCAGGAUAUGAUCCUUUGGAAAAAAACCUUCAAUGCCCCAAGCCUUGCGAUGCACAUGGGCACAUAUCUUAAAGAUUUAAGUGACCUUCUCAUAAGGCUCAUUUUAAAAGAAAGUACAGGGUUCACCUGUAAAACACCAGAAGAAACCCAGGAAUGGCUAGAGGAUGUGAGAAAUUUUAAAGUACUGAUCGAAACAUCGAAGAAUAUAGAAGUGUCUUCACUGGCAGGUAAAGAUUUGCAAGAAAAACGUUGGAGUAAGCCAUUACUUGUGCCACUGGUGAGUGAUAUAAAAAACUCAAAGACGAAACACUGAAAAUGGCCAAGGAAUGCGAAAGCAAGUUUCUUCAAUGUUUGGAUGAUGAUGUCUUGUAUAAAAAAUUCGUUCAUUGUGUUUUUUCGUUAAUAAUCCUCUUCAACUGAAGAAGAAUAGGGGAUGUGCAGUACCUCAUGGUAAAAAAUUAUGAAAUAGAAAGAAGAUCCGAUUUUAUCGACUACAAAGAAACACUAACGGAAACUGAAAACAUUUUAACGACAAAAUAUAAGAGAGUGCUAAAUGGCGGAAAGGGAUCCAGACCUGUGGUAAUUCUAGUGCCACCCGUAAUACAGAAGUUAAUGACAAUUCUGUUAGAUCAAAGAGAGAAAUAUAUUCGAACAGACAAUGAGUAUGUCUUUGCUCUGCCAAACAGCCGAAUCAAAUGGGGACAAGGUGAUGUAGCACUUCGCUUUCUCACAAAAGAAAUUGAUCUGCAAUAUCCGGAAGCAAUGACCAGCAAUAAGUUAAGAAAGCAGAUCGCUACAGUAGCUCAGCUCUUGAGCAUGUCCAAGGAAGAAAUGAAACAAUUUUCAAAGUUUAUGGGCCAUACCGAAAAAACGCAUGCUGAGUUUUAUGAGUUGCCAGUGGACAUUUACCAGACAGCAAAAGUGUCAAAGUUGCUCUUAACGAUGGAAAAAGGAUCAUUGCCUGUAGAACACCAAGGAAAAUCUUUAGCAGAAAUCGAUUUUGAUGCCGAUUUGGAGUACGCAGAUGAAAGCAAUGAAGAUCAUGUACAAAAAAGUAUGGCACCCCAAAACACGAAUGAUAAUUUAGAGUCAAAUGACGGAGCUCAUUACAGGAAGACUGAUCAUUGUAAUAAAGACUUCAACUUAGAAUAUUAUGAGAAUCUCGAUCGACCUGACGCCCAGUCUUGAAGAAGCCGAAAAUUAAAAGAAGCAGUUGGUUGACAAGUGAAUUGGAAUUAUUAAAUGAUCGCUUCAAAGGAUACAUAAAAAGCGGAAAGUAUCCAUCAUCCAAAGAAAUGUUAUCAUUCCUAAAAGACACAGGAAUUAAUAGACCCACAAAAAUCUUAAAAAUUGUUUUAGAUUUAAGUUUUUAGCAAUUAUUACAAUAUUCAAAAAAUAAGUUUGUACACAGAUUUUAAUAAGUCGUAUCCUUUUUAACAAAAUAGUUUGA